AAACCCCACAGAUCCUUACAUCUUCACCCAACCCACCCCAAGUUCCUCCUCAGUCUUUUUUUAACAAACAAACCAUUUUCUUGCUUUUGUUCUCAGUAACAUUUUAUAGUCAUUGAUUAAACCAAAUCAAAAACACCUAAACCUAUGGAUGUGACAAAUGAGACCAUGGAGAGAACCGAUCUCCGGCGGCCAUUGGUGGAUCCGACGGUGGACACAGAAAAGAGACCUCCAUUGGACGUCGGGCUCGAGAGCGUGUUAAUGGAGAGUAGCUUGUCGUACCGGAGGCGUAUAUACUUAGGCGCGUGUAUAGAGUUGAAACUACUUUCCCGGUUGGCUCUUCCGGCGAUACUUAUCUAUUUAGUCAACAGCGGAAUGAGUGUUUCCACUCGUAUCUUCGCCGGUCAUGUUGGCGGUCAGGAACUCGCCGCCGUGUCCCUCGGAAACAGCUGCUUCAAUCUCGUCUAUGGCCUUAUGUUGGGUAUGGGUAGUGCUGUCGAGACACUAUGUGGACAAGCAUAUGGCGCCCACCGGUAUGACAUGCUUGGGAUCUAUCUCCAAAGAGCAACAAUUGUCCUUGCUCUAGUUGGCUUACCCAUGACAAUACUAUACACCUUCUCGUACCCGAUUCUUAUCCUCUUAGGCGAGCCUAAAACAGUGUCCUACAUGGGAUCCAUGUACAUCACCGGACUCAUCCCUCAGAUAUUCGCUUACGCCGUAAACUUCACGGCCCAAAAAUUCCUCCAAGCCCAGAGCGUUGUGUCCCCCAGCGCGUACAUCUCAGCCGUCGCACUCCUCCUCCAGAUAUCGCUGACAUGGGUCGCCGUAUAUGUAAUGAACAUGGGCCUUAUGGGCAUAGCUUAUGUUCUUACUAUCUCUUGGUGGGUCAUAGUUGGGGCCCAGAGUUUUUACAUAGCUGUUAGUCCGAGGUUCAGACACACGUGGACUGGUCUUAGUUGGACAUCGUUCCAUGGUCUUUGGAGCUUCUUCAAACUAUCUGCUGGCUCUGCUGUUAUGAUUUGUCUGGAAAUGUGGUAUUCACAGAUUCUUGUUCUUCUCGCCGGUUUGCUUAAAGAUCCAACACGCUCGCUUGAUUCUCUCUCCAUAUGCAUGUCAAUUUCAACAUUAUCCUUCAUGGUUUCCGUUGGUUUCAACGCGGCUGCAAGCGUACGAACUAGUAAUGAGCUUGGAGCAGGAAAUCCGAAAUCAGCAUUGUUCUCUACAUGGACGGCGACUUUUGUUUCCUUCGUGAUCUCCGUGGCGGAGGCACUCGCCGUGAUAUGGUCACGAGAUUACGUUAGCUACAUUUUCACGUCGGACAUUCACGUGGCUGAAGCCGUCUCGGAGCUCUGUCCUUUUCUCGCCGUCACCAUCAUUCUCAACGGAAUCCAACCUGUUUUGUCCGGAGUGGCAGUGGGAUGUGGAUGGCAGACAUACGUGGCAUAUGUGAACGUUGGUUGUUACUAUAUUGUUGGUAUUCCCGUUGGCUGUAUUCUCGGCUUCACUUUCAAUUAUCAAGCCAAGGGAAUAUGGACCGGGAUGAUUGGAGGUACCCUCAUGCAAACACUCAUCUUACUUUACGUCACGUACCGAACAGAUUGGGAUAAAGAGGUGGAAAAGGCUAAGAAACGUUUGGAUAUGUGGGACGAAAAGAAGGAACCUCGCCAAAACUAGUUAUAACUUAUAACAAGUGUGGAGGAGUGAAGGACACUAAAGAAAAGAAAGCAAGUGAUGUGAGGUUGUUUUGAUGUAGCCUUUUGUCUCAGGGAAAACAUUUUUUUAACCUGGCGGAUUGCUCUUUAAUUUAUCUACUAAAUGUCGUUCUUAAAUUUAUUAAUCUUAUAACCUUUUUCUCUAAAGUAUUAUUUUGAAGAUAAUAGUUAAUUAUAUAAGCAAAACAUUAAUUUAUUAGAAAGAUAGGGAAUAAUAAUCGACCACUUCAAAACAAAUCAAGAAUUUCUCUUUUAUUUUUGAUUAAUUUUUAUGUGACUGGACCAAGAUCGG
Molecule: messenger RNA, 2001 nt
Organism: Camelina sativa (false flax)
Lineage: Eukaryota; Viridiplantae; Streptophyta; Magnoliopsida; Brassicales; Brassicaceae
Source: RefSeq, a predicted model, not a curated record